UUAGAUUAAACGCUAACAAAACUGAAAGUAAAUUUCCAAACAGAACUUCCUACCAUUUGUCGUAGUUUAUACUAAUUUAUUUUAGGUCAAAUUGCACAGAUAUGGAAAGACUUGAAGAAGCCGCAAAACAGUGGCUCGAUGAGCAUCAAAGUGAUUACAAAUCGUUGGAUGUACAAAGAAAAGAUAGUGAUUUGAUUUUCACAAUUUCUUCUAUAAAUGAUGAAACAACUUCAUUUAUUGUUACCUGUCCAGAGAAUGAAGAUGGGUCAUGGUCGGUGUGGAGCGAUGAUUCAAAUCUACAGCCUCAUAUAGGUGUUAUACUCGAGUACUGUGACUCUCAGAGAGAGAAAACCAUUCCAGAAAUACUAGAUAAAAUCAACUCAGCACUACCACUGGUUUUUAAUAAACGUAAAACAGCUGAGGAUGAGGAAGGUGAUGAUGAUGAGGAGGAGGAUGAUUGUGAUGAUAUUGAUGAUGAUUACUAUGAUUAUAAUGAUGAUCAAGAUGUAGAAGUACAGACUGAAGUUAAAUCCAAAACACCAGAAAAAGAUGAGUCUGACGAGGAAGACGAGAGAUUUUUUGGUGGUAAGACCAAUCCUGCCGCAUUCCAGAGACUUGUUAAAGAUUUGAGGAAUAUGAAGAAAGAAGCUCACAAAUUUGGAAUAGAGGGAACUCCCAGGGGAGAUAAUCUAUUCAUUUGGGAUGUGAAAUUAACAGGGUUUCCAGCAGACACAACAUUAGGAAAAGAUAUCAGAAACUGGGCAGAAAAACAUAAAAGAGAGCCAGUGGUGUAUUUAGAGAUGCAGUUUCCAGGUGAAUAUCCCAUGGCACCUCCAUUUGUAAGAGUAACACGACCAAGAUUUAAAUUUCUUACAGGUCAUGUGACUAUAGGUGGCAGUAUAUGUAUGGAGAUGUUAACAAAAUCAGGAUGGACACCAACGAAUGACAUAGAGAGUAUCCUUGUUCAAAUACGAUCUGAAAUUAUGAGUGACCCAAACACUCGUCUAGACUCGAAUCCAGACAGAGAGUAUGGUGAGGCGGAGGCAAGAGAUGCCUUCAAUAGAAUGGUGAACAGAUAUGGCUGGAACAAAUAGAUAAUUAAGUUUUUCAACAAAGAUUGUUUGACUGAUAUAAGCUAUAGUGAAACAGUGAUAAGUCUAUUGUAAAUGAAAAGUUAAGUUUUCUGUGAAUUCUUGCAAUCUGUUGUGAACCACAAUUGAUAUGCUAGGUAUUUUCACCCAGUAUUUCCUUCUGCUAAAACUGCAUUCACUUCUCUCUGCACACAGAACUGAUAUGUAGAUCAAAGUGUUGGCUGUAUACAAUAAUACCUCCCCAUAAUGCAUCACACAACAACUCUACAGGUGAAGGAAAGUGAUGAAUGUUUAUCAAAAUGUUCCAGGGGGGCUGUACAGAUGGUAUUUUAUAACAUUUAGUGCCAAAAAAAUAUGCAACAAUUCAGAAGGGCUUUUUAAGGGAUUAUUGUGAUGGUACUGUAAAAUCAUUUAAUUUCACAGGCAAUACAUCAAACUAAAUUAGCUUUUUUCAUGGGCUUAUGAAUUCAUGGAUUUAAACUUCUGAAUGUAAACAAUGGGAAAAAGGUAAUAAAAUGUGAAUUUUAUUUUUCUGUGAUUUUUCAUUUCAUGGAUUUACACAACCAAGAAAGCCUCGAAAAUAAGUUUCCCAUCAGUAUUAAUGAUUCGGUACCUACUUAUCCUUGGUCCUACUCGUUUCUGAACCAAGUUUUCAAAAAAGCCAGGUAUUCUGGCUGGUGACUUCAGUCUGAUUGUUUCUACUCAGUGACUUUUAGUUUUUGUUGAUGUAUUGAAAUAAACUUGACCUGUAAGAUUCUUACAGUAAGACCAAGGUUGAGAUUGUAUUUAGGUUCAGUGGACUCAAGGUCAAGGUCACUGUUUUUAAAAACGGUGGGAAAAAAACAGUUUCCGUCAUAAAUUUUAGUUUGGAUUGAUGUAUUGAAACUAAACUUGGCCUAUAGGUAAUUUAUAUGAAAUCCAAUAUUGGGAUUUUAUAUGGGGUCAGUGAGGUCAAGUUCAAUGUCAGCAUAACUUAAUCUGCAUACUAAGAAAAUUCCACAGUGGUGUAGUGGGCUAAAGCGUUGGUCUUUUGUACCUAUUGUAAGGUCCUGGCCGCACUUUUUUGUAAUAUAAAAAGGUCAAGGUCACAGUUACUAAUUUUUUUAAACAUGGUUACGGUUUAUAAUUUUGAUACGGAUUGACAUAUUUUCUCAAAAAUUUAGGGUCACUGUUACUUAAAACAGAAAAAUUAUUUCCGCUCAAUUUGUUUAGUUUUUGGUAAAACUAUUGUCAGGAAACUUUGUUUAUAGAUAGCUUUUAUCAAAGACAGAGGUUGGAAAUAUAUAUUUGGGGUCACUCAGGUCAAGGUCAAGGUCACUAAAAAUAGAAAAAUAGUUUCUGCUGAAUGACUGUUAGGAAUGAGAAACAGAAGUAACCUACAUAGUUUGAAAAUUCCAUCCUGAUGCAGUGGGCUAAGCAUUGGUCAGUUGUACAUUUUUUAAUGUUGAACAGACUGGUAGCAGUUCAGAUCCAGGUCUUGGCCUUACAUUUUUCUGUACUAAAAAGAGUAAUUUAGAUGCCAUAAGGUCAAGAUCAAGGACACACAGAAGAUAGGAAAAAAAUCACCGUGAUCAUAUAAAAGGUGGUUUCCAGUUUCUAUUACUGUUACUCAAAAUAUAAAAAAAUAAUGUUUUUUCACUCACUAUCUUUAUCUCACCUACUGUCAGCAAACUUGGUGUGAAGAUGACCUUAUAUCAAAGACAAAGGUUGGGAUAUUUGGAGUAAUUCAGGUCAAGAACAAGAUCAUUGUUACUUAAAGUAGAAAAUGGUUUCCACUCAGUAUUUUUAGUUUUUAUAGACCUGUUGUCCUCAAACUUGGUGUGUAGGCCACUUUUACUGAAGGUUGUGAUUGUAGUAAUAUGGUUACUCGGGUGUAGGUCGGUGUUACAGGUACUUAAUAGAAAAACGGUUUCCAGUAACUUUGAAAACCUGGUUCAAUGGCAUUACUGCAUUUCUUGUGUUAUAUUUUGUACAAAUCAAAGACAGGUUAGAAAUCCAUCGAGGUUUCAAAAAGAAAAAUGCCAAAAUUUUAAAACCAUGACACAACUAAUAUUUGUAUGACUUUUGUGGGGAAAAAAAAUGUCUGCAGAAUUUUUAGGAGUUUUUUCAAGUGUAAGUCUAAUUAGAGAAAAAUUCUUACCAGUGGGUUUUGUAGGUCUCCUUUUGCUGCACUGCACAAAGACAAAUGAAUGAAAGGGAGGUAAUUCAAACCAAGGCUUGAACAGUUUCUAUUUGUUGGUUGCUGAACUUUGAUUUUAAUGUCAACAAUUUCUGAACUCCUUAGAUAUGCAAAUGUUUGUAAGCAAUAUUUCUGAAAAUACGUGUAAAAUGUCAGUGUCUUAAUUGAAAAAUAGGUUGUCUGUUAUUAAAAAAAAUCUUCUUCUGUUGUAUUAGUCUAUGUCUAUUGUAUUUAACUGUAAUAUUUAACUGUUUUAAUAUAUAAUAGAGCAGGCAUAGGUACAUGUACUGGCAGGAGUUUUAUUAUAUGUUUUAAUAAGUGCCUUUCAUGUGAGAAGUUUGAACAUAGCAAUGUUAACAUGAUUUAAGGUAGUUCUGCAUCAGAUUCUUUGAUUUACUGGAAGUCAUUUAUUGGGAAAUACCUGGUAUCCGUUAUAGGGGUAGCAUAAAUCCGGAUGUCGCCGGGGUAUCUGUUUAAUCUAAUGUAUUAGGUGGUAUCCAGUCAAACUACUGUCUUUUUUGAGGUUGAUUUUGACAUAAGAUAUAUAGGUUUUGAUGUGAAACAAUUCAAAAUAAUGACAUCAACUGUGCAACAAUAAAAGGAUUCUAAUUGAUAUUAGACAAAUCUGAAAAAUUAAGCACACAAAGCCCUACAUUUUAUUUGGCCAUAUGGUUGAACGUAAAGAAAUCUACAACAGUGAAAAGUUCCAUUAAAAUCUACAUUAAAGGACUCUUUCUUUAUGGGGAAAAUGUGUUCAGAGAUGUGAUUUUUUUGUUUAUUCAGCCCAUUGUGAAUGUUGACAGAUGGCCCAGUAUUUUCAAGUCAGUCUAACAAAAAGAAACAAAAAAAACAAGCAAGUGACCCAAUCUUUUUUUAUUGGCUGAAUUUCCUAUGGAUAAAAUGAUGCUAUGAAAAAAAUAUGGUAUGAUGAAAUUCUACAUAGUAAUAUUUGUUUCAUAUUUGCUGUACUACCUUAAACAUACAUAUCAGAUAUACAUUUGUAAAUCCUUCUUUUGCUGUUUCAGAACUUGAAAUUUUACUUGUGUCAAAGCUGCUUUAUUAAUUUAUCAGAGCAGAUAUUUAUAAGUAUCUUUAAUAUGUUCAUAUGUUGACUUACAACCUGUGCAUAUAGUACUUUGUAUGUAUUUACUAAAUGUGCAUGUAGUACUGAAUACAUAUAUUGAUUUAUUAUAUAAAACAUGUAGUACUGUACAUACUGAUUUACUAUAUGCAUGUGUAAAUAUACUGAUUUACUAUAUGUGUGUGUAGUACCAUGUAUGGAUACCGAUUGACUACAUAUGCAUGUAGUACUGUGUAACUAUAUCAAACUCUUUGACCUCUGGUACGUUGUGAACUUUUUUUGUUCAGGGUGAGCUGUUAGUAUAGGUGGAUGGUCCCUCGUGCAUCAUGGUAUAUCCAUCAACAUUUUUUAGCUCAGGUGAGUUUUUGUGACCGCUCGAUGUCCGGCGUCUGUCGUCUGUCAACAUUUAGCUUGUGUAUGCGUUAGAGGCUGUAUUUUUCAACUGAUCUUCAUGAAAUUUUGUCAGAAUGAUUACCUUGAUGAAAUCUAGGCCAGAUUCGAAAAUGGGUCAUCUGGGGUCAAAAACUAGGUCACUAGGUCAAAUCAAAGAAAAACCUUGUGUAUGCGAUAGAGGCUGUAUUUUUGAAUUGAUCUUCAUGAAUUUUGGUCAGAAUGAUAACCUUGAUAAAAUCUAGGCCAAGUUUGAAAAUGGGUCAUCUGGAAUCAAAAACUAGGUCACUAGGUCAAAUCAAAGAAAAACCUUGUGUAUGCGAUAGAGGCUGUAUUUUUCAAUUGAUCUUCAUGAAUUUUGGUCAGACUGAUUACCUUGAUAAAAUCUAGGCCAAGUUUAAAAACGUAUCAUCUGGGGUCAAAAACUAAGUCACUGGGUCAAAUCAAAGAAAAACCUUGUGUAUGCAAUAGAGGCUGUAUUUUUCAAUUGAUCCUCAUGAAUUUUGGUCAGAAUGAUAACCUUGAUGAAAUCUAGGCCAAGUUCGAAAAUGGGUCAUCUGGGAUCAAAAAGUAGGUCACUAGGUAAAAUCAAAGAAAAACCUUGUGUAUGCGAUAGAGGUUGUAUUUUUCAAUCGAUCUUCAUGAAAUUUGGUCAGAAUGAUUGCAUUGAUGAAGUCUAGGUCAAGUUUGAAUAUGGGUCAUCUGGGGUCAAAAAGUAGGUCACUAGGUCAAAUCAAAGAAAAACCUUGUGUAUGUGAUAGAGACUGUAUUUUUAGCUCACCUGUCACAAAGUGACAAGGUGAGCUUUUGUGAUCGCGCGGUGUCCGUCGUCCGUCGUCCGUGCGUCCGUCCGUAAACUUUUGCUCGUGACCACUCUAGAGGUCACAUUUUUCAUGGGAUCUUUAUGAAAGUUGGUCAGAAUGUUCAUCUUGAUGAUAUCUAGGUCAAGUUCGAAACUGGGUCACGUGCCGUCAAAAACUAGGUCAGUAGGUCUAAAAAUAGAAAAACCUUGUGACCUCUCUAGAGGCCAUAAUUUUCAAUGGAUCUUCAUGAAAAUUGGUCAGAAUGUUCAUCUUGAUGAUAUCUAGGUCAAGUUCGAAACUGGGUCACGUGCGGUCAAAAACUAGGUCAGUAGGUCUAAAAAUAGAAAAACCUUGUGACCUCUCUAGAGGCCAUAUAUUUCAAAAGAUCUUCAUGAAAGUUGGUCAGAACGUUCACCUUGAUGAUAUCUAGGUUAAGUUCGAAACUGGGUCACGUGCCUUCAAAAACUAGGUCAGUAGGUCAAAUAAUAGAAAAACCUUGUGACCUCUCUAAAGGCCAUAUUUUUCAUGGGAUCUGUAUGAAAGUUGGUCUGAAUGUUCAUCUUGAUGAUUUCUAGGUCAAGUUCGAAACUGGGUCACGUGCGGUCAAAAACUAGGUCAGUAGGUCUAAAAAUAGAAAAACCUUGUGACCUUUCUAGAGGCCAUAUAUUUCACAAGAUCUUCAUGAAAAUUGGUCAGAACGUUCACCUUGAUGAUAUCUAGGUCAAGUUCGAAACUGGGUCACGUGCCAUCAAAAACUAGGUCAGUAGGUCUAAAAAUAGAAAAACCUUGUGACCUUUCUAGAGGCCAUAUAUUUCACAAGAUCUUCAUGAAAGUUGGUCAGAACGUUCACCUUGAUGAUAUCUAGGUCAAGUUCGAAACUGGGUCACGUGCCAUCAAAAACUAGGUCAGUAGGUCAAAUAAUAGAAAAACCUUGUGACCUCUCUAAAGGCCAUAAUUUUCAUGGGAUCUGUGUGAAAGUUGGUCUGAAUGGUCAUCCUGAUGAUAUCUAGGUCAAGUUCGAAACUGGGUCACGUGCGGUCAAAAACUAGGUCAGUAGGUCUAAAAAUAGAAAAACCUUGUGACCUCUCUAGAGGCCAUAUA
Molecule: messenger RNA, 6645 nt
Organism: Mercenaria mercenaria
Lineage: Eukaryota; Metazoa; Mollusca; Bivalvia; Venerida; Veneridae
Product: ubiquitin-conjugating enzyme E2 Q2-like
Exons: 9
Coding region: 102-1094 (330 amino acids)
Biological process (GO): protein polyubiquitination; proteasome-mediated ubiquitin-dependent protein catabolic process; DNA repair
Molecular function (GO): ubiquitin conjugating enzyme activity
Source: RefSeq, a predicted model, not a curated record